This is a messenger RNA of Hyla sarda, 7945 nucleotides long. RefSeq names its product contactin 1 (gene CNTN1). Gene Ontology annotation, molecular function: cell-cell adhesion mediator activity. Gene Ontology annotation, biological process: brain development; cell-cell adhesion. The record is from RefSeq and is a predicted model, not a curated record. Bases 402 to 3416 code for a protein of 1004 amino acids. The transcript is spliced from 24 exons. NCBI's taxonomy places the organism in Eukaryota, Metazoa, Chordata, Amphibia, Anura, Hylidae.
UGCAGCUGGCAGCCCUGCUCCUCGGGACGGCCUCUAGUGACAUCACUGACAGCCAAUGGCUGCUCCCCACCUCUAGCCGAGCCGUCUGCCUGCCCGGCCUCCCAAUAACGGCACGGGGAGGGUGCAGAGCUGCAGAAAGGGCUGGCUGGGCUGGGACUGCGGGCAAAGCGAAGCAAAGCAGGGGGAGGGGGCUUCCCCAGGUGCUCGGAGCUCCUCUGGUGACAGUGCACUGCUGCAGCGGGAAGACGGAUACUAUGUGGAGCAGUUUGAUGGGACAGACAUCCGUAUUUCAUCUCUAUUCUCAAUAGCCAACUGGUGGAGGAGUCCAGUUGAAAGCAGAACAAUUUAAGAAGGUUAACAGAAGUAUUUGGUCAUUUUCUCCAUUCUCAACAUCAUCUAAAAUGUGGCCUGUUGUAACGCAACUUUUAUUGUACAUAUUCUUCUGCUGGGCAGAAGAAGGAAAAAGAUAUGGACCAGUUUUUGAAGAGCAGCCUAUUGACACUAUUCAUGCUGAAGAAUCCUCAGAUGGGAAGAUAUCAAUGAACUGCAGGGCCAGAGCAAACCCAAUGCCCACAUACAGGUGGAGAUACAACAACUGGGAAAUUGAUCUUCUAAAUUCCCCACAAUACAGCAUGAUAGGAGGAAACCUUGUUAUCAGCAAUCCACAAAAGUCUAAAGAUUCUGGGAAAUAUGUUUGUAUAGUUUCGAAUGAAUAUGGAACAGUCAGGAGUAUGGAAGCCAACUUAAACUUUGGAUAUUUAGAUCUAUUUCCUGUAGAAGAACGCCCAGCAGUAAAAGUGAAGGAAGGAACUGGAGUAAUGCUGAUCUGUGACCCACCUCCACACUUCCCAGAUGACCUCAAUUACAGAUGGAUUAUAAAUGAAUUUCCAAGCAUUAUCGAUAUGGAUUCACGGAGAUUUAUUACUCAAAAAAAUGGAAAUCUUUAUAUUGCAAAAGUAGAACAAUCUGAUAGAGGCAAUUACUCAUGUUUUGUUUCUAGCCCUUCAAUAACAAAAAGCGUAUUUAGCAAAUAUACGUCUCUUUUGCCACAACCUGAAGUUUCAAAACGCUAUGCCGCAGACAUUCAAGUCGCAUUUUCAGAUACUUAUGCUUUGAAAGACCAAAAUGUGACAUUGGAGUGUUUUGCAUUGGGAAAUCCUGUGCCAGUAAUAAGAUGGCGUAAAGUGAAUGAGCCAAUGCCAGCUACAGCUGAAGUUGAUGCCUCAGGGGCUGUGCUUAAAAUAUUCAAUAUUCAACCUGAAGAUGAAGGAACUUAUGAAUGUGAGGCAGAAAAUAUUAAAGGAAGAGAUACACACAAAGCAAAUGUUUAUGUACAGGCUCCUCCUGAGUGGGUAGAACAUAUCAAUGAUACAGAAAGGGAUAUAGGCAGUGAUUUGCACUGGCCUUGUAUUGCUAAAGGAAAACCCAUUCCUUCAAUCAGAUGGUUAAAAAAUGGAGAGUCGUAUGGUAAAGGAGAACUGAGGAUCCGAGGACUUACUAUGCAGCAUGCUGGAAUGUAUCAAUGUAUAGCAGAAAACCACUAUGGAGUUAUUCAAGCAAAUGCAGAACUUAAAAUCCUAUCUUUAGCGCCAACCUUUGAACUAAAUCCUAUGAGGAAACAGGUAUUGGCUGCAAAAGGAGGACGUGUUAUCAUAGAAUGUAAACCAAAGGCGGCACCAAAACCCAGGUUCUCAUGGAGUAAAGGAACAGAACUGCUGACGAAUAAUAGCCGGGUCGCUAUAUGGGAUGAUGGUAGCCUGGAAAUCAUUAACAUAACAAUGCUGGAUGAAGGAAGCUAUACUUGCUUUGCUGAGAACAAUAAAGGAAAAGGAAAUAGUACGACAACUCUUUCUGUUAAAGCUGCCACAAAAAUUACCCUUGCACCUUCUAACGCUGAUGUAUCAGUUGGAGAAAAUGCCACCAUACAGUGCCAUGCAUCUCAUGAUCCUAAUCUGGAAAUUGAGUUUAUCUGGUCUUUAAAUGGAUUUAUAAUAGAGACUGAUGGCACUAGCUACUAUGAGGACCAUUUCAGGGAUGUGAUUAAUGAUAAAUGUGAACUUAUUAUUAAAAACGUUCAGCUCAAGCAUGCUGGAAGAUACACUUGUACUGCACAAAGCAUUGUGGACAACUCCACAGCCUCCGCUGAUCUGGUUGUUAGAGGUCCACCUGGUCCCCCAGGAGGUGUCAGAACAGAAGAAAUAAGAGACACAUCAGUAAAACUUACAUGGAGUAGUGGUACAGAUAAUCACCAGCCAAUUUCCAAGUAUACUAUUCAAGCUAAAACAUCACUGUCGGAAGACUGGAAAGAUGUCAAGACAGAAAUCCCCACCAUUGAAGGAAAUAUGGAGUCAGCAAGAGUUAUAGAUUUGAUUCCUUGGAUGGAUUACGAAUUUCGAGUUGUAGCAACCAAUACAUUAGGGACCGGUGAACCAAGUCUGCCAUCUCCAAAAAUUAGAACAGAAGGAGCUGCACCCAUUGUUGCUCCUUCUGAUGUCAAUGGUGGAGGCGGAACUAACCGAGAGUUAACAGUAACCUGGGUGCCUUUAGCCCGUGAAUACCAUUAUGGUGAUGACUUUGGCUACAUUAUUGCCUUUAAGCCUUUUAAUGAAAGAGAAUGGAGAAAGGUAACGGUAACUAAUCCAGAAAGUGGACGAUAUAUACAUAAAGAUGAUAGCAUCACUCCUGCCACACAGUUUCAAGUAAAAGUUAAAGCCUUUAAUAAGAUGGGAGAUGGUCCAUUCAGCAGUACCGCUGUAAUUUAUUCAGCAGAUGAAGCACCAACAGAAGCGCCUACAGAAGUCAAAGGCGAAGUGAUCUCAUCCUCUGAAGCACGUGUAACUUGGCAGCCAGUGAUUGGGCAGACGGUUACAGGUUACCAGAUUCGUUACUGGAGAAGUCAAGACAAGGAAGCUGCAGCGCACAGAGUACAAGUGGAGCAGUUAGAUGAAUCAGUCAGACUUGAAGGAUUGAUGCCAGACACUCUCUAUUACUUGGAUGUUUUUGCAUUUAAUAGCGCCGGUGAUGGGCCGAAGAGUAGACUUACCCAUUUCACCACCAAAAAAGCACCUCCCAGUCAGAAACCUAGAAUUAUAAGUGCGGUGAAGUCUGGCUCCCAAUAUAUCAUCACUUGGGAACAUGUAAAACCAUUGAACAAUGAAUCAGAAGUUAGAGGAUAUAAGGUUCUGUACAAGCCAGCUGGACAACAUGCAGGCACCUUGUACUCUACUGGAGAACAUUCAUUACAUGUGCCAGUGCCCAGGGAAGGUGAAUGUGUUGUUGAGGUUCGAGCCCACAGUGAAGGAGGAGAUGGAGCGGUUGCUUAUAUCAAACUUACUAGUGACACGUCAGGGAUAUUUCCCAGUAUUAUUGGAAUUUUGCUACCAACUUUUGGACUCUUGGUUUACCUAGAAUUCUGAAUGUAGGUCUCUUUAGAACAUCCUGAGUGCAGUGUACUCCUUUCACAACUAUGGAGGAAACCAUUCUUUUAUGACUCCUGCAGAACCAACUUAAGCCAAAAAUUUGAAAAAUACAUAUAUAUUACCCAGCAGAUUUAUGAUGAACUUUAAAAUAGGAUUAAGGCAUUCAGGAACUGCUCCAAGGAAAUUAUUUUCAAGGAUAAUAGAUCAUUUUUAAUUUGUUCCAGUUUGCCUUAUAAAACACUUAUGCCAGUCUCUGACAGUUGCAUGAUCAAAUGGGGCAAGUUACAGUGUUAAAUUACAAAAACUGUACAUUGAAAGUAGUCACCAUCCAUAGGUGAUAAGACUUAACAAUAACAAAUAAUGAAAUAUAUUAGAUUCCAAUGUUGUAUAUGGUACGUGUAGAGUAACUACAACUGUCUGUACUAUCUGUUUUGUGUGCUGCAUAUUUUUUUGAGAGAGUCCUGUCAAGGCCUCCAGACAUACAGUCAGAUCAAAAACAGUCAUUGUAUUAGACAGAAUUUCAUUUUUACAACAAAUGAAUGUAGGGUCUAAAUGCCGAAAAAUGAUAAUUGAAUAUUAGAACUCUGUAUUGUACACAUAUCAUUGAUUCCUUGUGCAAACAUGGGAUAAAAAGUUCCUAUUAGCAGAGUGACCUCUUUUCAGUACUAGAGUUUGCACAUGCAAUAGAUGAUACACUGUAAAUAGUGCAAUAGAUGGCCCACUUAUGAAUGUAAAGUAUAAAUAGCAUAUAAAGUAUACUUCAUAAUAGACAGAAAUAUUUCAAAGCAUUAGUGUGUAAUGUUAGAUAUGAGGCAAAGGGUAUUUGAAUAACUAAAAUAUUUUAAAUAAAAUCUAUAAAAGAGCAGACAUCUAUAAUUAAUAAUGAAAUUGUGGAGAACAUGUAUGUAAGGGUGCACAAAAGGCCCAGAGGUCUUCUUGCAGUGUGCAUGUAGUUCCUCCCUUGUUAGCAGGAUUCUUUUUCCAAAUCUGCAUGCACUAUCUAAAAAUAUGUUGGCAUGUUAAAAAUAUAAAAAUAUUGAGAAAUUCUGGCCCAGAUUCAUCAAUCUGAUACAAAAGAUACAGAAGAUUUGCCCAUAACAGCCAAUUACAGCUCAGCUUUCAUUGUACCAGAGCUUUAGGACAUGAAAGCUAAGCUGUGAUUGGUUGCUAUAGGCAAGAUUGAUAAAUCAGGACCACCUAUCAUUCCACUUGUUCUUAUACUGUAUCUGUAAGCCGUAUCUGUUGGAGCAGUGUCUAGCUGAAGAAGCAAGAGCCCCAUCAUUAUGUGUUAGAUGGCAUAGUCAAUAACACAGUAGCCCUGAUUUACUAAGAGUGUUGUGUAGGUUUCUUUGAGGGUUUUAAUUCCCAACAAUUUUUUUCCCCACGGUACUUACUAAGGUUUCCCAAAAUUUUGCACUUUUCCCUACAUUUUUUUUUUUUUUUUUUUACACCUGCUGAUCUGUCGGGUUUUCUUCAGCUCAAAUCCACUACAUUUUCUGUGGAAACCUUAGUAAAUAUGUUGGGUUUUUGUGAAAAUGUCGGGGACAUGCCCCCUUUUUGGCGACCAUGCCCACUUUCCCCGGAGGCCACGCCCCCUUUUCGGGUUUUCUCAGUAAAAUCUAAAGUAAGUUGGUUUUUUUUUUCAAUUCUGGUGCAAAUUCUGGCGCAGACAGAAUUUCUGGCGCAAUGCACUAGAGUCUGGCGCACAACCCGACAAAUCAUGUCGGGUUUACAAUAGUAAAUCAGGGCCAAUGUCUUCAGCUACAACACACAACAAAGAUACAGUGAGGUUUUUCUUUACUGCAGCAUUUCAUUGUAUGAAAAUUUUGUUUUAUGUGAUCCUUUAUGCCCACUUUUCUAAUAAUACAAUACAAUAAUAAUUGUAAUAUUGUAGUUGUCUGCUCUUAAAAUAGAAUAAAGGCUAUGGGCACCUUUGAACAGUUUUUUUUUACUGGCCGUUUUGUUUGUAAAUGAAAAUUUAAGAAACAUAAUUGACCCUAAUAAUCUUCAGUAAAAAUGUCCUGUUACUGUAGAAUCUAUGUAACACUCCACAUAAAUACUGCUGUCCUGUUUCUUCUGACAUACAUGGGAUAGCACACUGUACCUGGCUCUCUGCUCUCGUCCUCCAUUGUUUUCAGAGUUUAAAAUAACAGCAGGAAUAGGGACAAAAUUGUAUUGGCAGAUCAGAGAGCAUACAAAGGGAAAACAUCCAAGUCAUUAGGAAGGUCAGAUCAUACAAGCUAAAGAGAAUCAGUGUAAAUGAAGGGAACAACAUACAUGGCAUGGAGAGGGUAUGUGUACACAGAUGGUGUAUGUAUCUAAAGAGAGGGGAGGGCACCUUUAGCAGGGGUAGGGACAGAGAAAUUGUAUAUCGGUGUCUAAUGUCUUCACCAAGAAGGGUAGGUCAGUACAGGAAAGAAGCUGUGAAGGUAGGACAACCCUGGACUCACAGAACUCACAUCCAGCAUGUAUCACUUGGAGUAACAUGCUCAUAGUAGCCAGGUCUGAAACUAGGAGCAGGUUGCCAACUGCAUAUCAUGAGGUCAGAAAUGAAUACAGAAUUGGAGACUACAUACUGAAUUUUAGUGCAACCUUUUUUAUAUACCAACAUAUGUAAAAUCCCUAUUUAAAGUUGCUCAUAGCCUUUAAAUAUCUUAGAAAUAUUUUUCUUUAUUUCGACCAUAAUAUGGUAGCUUUACAGUUACAAGCCCAUUGCUGGCAAUGGGAUUUCCCGUAUGUGAACGUUAAAAAUACUGGGUCAGAUGUAGCAAUAAGACACACUACAUCUGCACAUAAUCUAUUGUAAGUUAUAAUUGAAAUGUAAAAUGCACGUGCAUAGUAUCAUGUAUGUUAGCGUGUUUUAUUGUGACCCCCGCCCAACAUGGUUUGAGAGUCAAGAGAAGACAUUUAAUUGGCUUUUAUUUAUUAUCCUAGAGAAACGUCAUUAGCCACAUAGUUACGGACAGAGAGUACGACAUCACAACAAGUUGUUCAUUUGAUAUGGUAUGGUAAAUGUAAAUGUGGCCAUAUUUGGGAAUAGUUGUGUAGGUGAUGAUGUGGAAAGUGGUACAGCUUGUGGUAUAGUAAUAUAAGUUUGAGAAAUAUAUUAGAAGAAAUAAGUGAAUGAUGAUGAACACAAGCAGUAAUUUUUUACACUGUUGUGUUGCUGACACUUCCGAAUUUAAUGAAUGUGUUUGUUCUGACUUUGUCUAUUUUAUUUUAUUUUUUUUAUUUUUGUAUUGUUCAGUCAUUUUUAUUUCAUAGUUGUGCUUCAGUAUUUCAGUUCAUGUGUGAAUGGUACAACACAGUAUUAUGAAACCGGGUCCAGUAAUAGUGCAAUGUUUUGAUUUAUUUCCAAGAAAUACUAAAAUGUUAUUCUUUUUUUUAUUCUUAGCACAAACUUGUUAGCUGAUUGGGUCCAGUUACUUUACCUUUAUAGAUUCAAUACCACAGAAGUAUUUAAUAAUGUAUUCUGAAUUAAAUCAAUUCUACUGUGUAUCCCGUCUUUAAUUUUAUAUUUUUUGUAUUGUUUACAUAUGUGAUAAUAUCUCAGUGUUGAUUAAUUCACGUUCUUUGUUUCUUAAAUGGUUAUUUCAACAAUAGAGAUUUUUACUAUAUACAUUUAAUGGUAAGGAAAUUACAAAAGAGUUUUAAGACUCUAAAUGGGAAGUAUCACUACUAAAUAAAAAAAAAAACAUGUGUACGAGUGCACAUGCGUGGAUCAUGGGUGAAGCCCCAAAUGUAAGUAUGAAAGGAAAGGAUGUUUUUUGGGGUGCAGUGCCUUUCAUGAUCCAUUACUACUCUGUACUUAUACCUAUAAAAUGUUACAAAUUCAGCUUUCAUAGAAAGGUGAUGCAUCCCACUUUGGUAGUAUGCUAAAGCACAGGCAUACCGUUUCUUUUGUGUAGUUCCCAUUCUCAUUUUUAUAUGUACUCUCCAACUCAGCUAAUGUUUUGCCAAAUGCAUGAUGGCCUUUUAAUUUUUCUAAUAAGUGAUCAAAAUGUGUAUUUUUUAUUUUAUCUAUUUAUUCUUUAUUUUGUUUAGUUCCUAUGCCAUGUGAAGGAAAGAAUGUGUCCUUUUAUGUCUAAAAUAGACAUUUAAGAGUAAAAGUAAGACCUGGGAAUGCAACACAAUUGUGCUUUUCAGCUUUACAGCCAAUACUGCAACCCCAUUAUCAAGUUUUUAUUAGCGAAUAUAACUAAAUAUAUUGUAUCAGCUACUUAAAGCUCAAUCUCCUUAUAACAUCAUAAAUGCUAGUUUUAUUAUGUUAGAAUGCUAAUUAAAAAAAUACAUGGUUUUGUUAUAGAUGCACUGUUUAUGUUUACUUUGGCUGUCUGUUCAUAUGUUUUUUUUGUUUUUGUUUUUUUAAUUUGGAUUAGGCAGGAAUCUUAUGUUAUCAAUUUUUUGGCUUUUGUCAAAAUUAAAUAUCAGUAUUACUCACCAUGUAACUGCUGGCUUUUAAAUUUGCCAAAAUGUUAUGUUUUGUUUAAAAAAAAAUCUCCAAAAUAAAGGCAUUUGACAAACUA